AUGGAAAAUGUCGACGAAAUCAAAAACGAUAAUAAAUCAGAGGUAUCACAACAAAGUGGCGUGACAUUCGAUGGUACUAGGUACAAUUAUGAAGAUAAAGAUGGAGUAAAAUAUUAUUGGAGUUCUGAAUUAAACAAGUGGGAAAAGUGUACAAACGACUCUACUGAAACUCAAAAUUCCAAAUCAGAAACACCUCAAUAUGGUUUUGAUGGAACUCAUCACACUUACACAGAUCCUAAGGAUAACACAACCUAUAUUUGGGAUGGGGAGAAAAACGCUUGGUUUCCUAAGGUGGAUGAUGAAUUCUUAGCUAAUUAUCAAUUAAAUUAUGGAUUUGUCGAUAACACUACAAAGCCUGAAGACAAAACCGAUAAUGUAACAAAAGAAGAACCUUCUUUAAAGAAAAAAACUCCUCAAGAACCAAGUUGGUUCGAAGUAGAUGAUCAACACUGCACUAAGGUAUAUGUUUCUAAUUUACCUCUAGACAUUACAGAAGAAGAAUUUGUUGCUUUGAUGCAAAAAUGUGGUCUUGUAAUGAAAGAUAUUAAUACAAACAAAUGGAAAAUUAAAUUAUAUACAGAUAAAACAAGUAAUGAAUUAAAGGGUGAUGCUCUAUGUACAUAUAUUAAAAAAGAAUCUGUUGAUUUAGCAUUGAGUGUAUUAGAUGGUUAUGAAUUUAAGGGAAAUAAAAUUUCAGUACAAAGAGCAAAAUUUGAAAUGAAAGGAGAAUAUAAUCCUGCAUUAAAACCCAAGAAAAAAAGACGAAAAGAAAAGGAAAAAGAGAAACGAAUCUUUGACAAGUAA
Pediculus humanus corporis (human body louse) is the source of this 804-nucleotide messenger RNA. RefSeq lists its product as uncharacterized. The record is from RefSeq and is a predicted model, not a curated record. Gene Ontology annotation, molecular function: RNA binding. The coding region runs from base 1 to 804 and encodes 267 amino acids. Gene Ontology annotation, biological process: mRNA splicing, via spliceosome. The transcript has 5 exons. Gene Ontology annotation, cellular component: U2-type spliceosomal complex; U2 snRNP. NCBI's taxonomy places the organism in Eukaryota, Metazoa, Arthropoda, Insecta, Psocodea, Pediculidae.